Molecule: messenger RNA, 2627 nt
Organism: Quercus robur (English oak)
Lineage: Eukaryota; Viridiplantae; Streptophyta; Magnoliopsida; Fagales; Fagaceae
Product: MDIS1-interacting receptor like kinase 2-like
Exons: 3
Coding region: 49-2580 (843 amino acids)
Biological process (GO): hormone-mediated signaling pathway; protein phosphorylation
Cellular component (GO): plasma membrane
Molecular function (GO): protein kinase activity; protein binding; ATP binding
Source: RefSeq, a predicted model, not a curated record
CAUGGGCAUUGCACUCAUCAAUCAAUCAAUCAUACACUUUAUUUUAACAUGGCUCCCUCUGUCUCCAUUUCCAUUCUGGUAUUAGCAUUUUGGGUUCUUUGUAUAUUCACGCACUCCACAACUAUGGUUGUUGCAGCUAACUCAUCAGCGCUAGAACUAGAAGCCAAGGCUCUGCUGGAGAGUGGCUGGUGGAGUAGUAACUACACCACCAAUGGUUCCUCCUUAAGUCAUUGCGCGUGGCCUGGAAUCACAUGCUUUGAUGGAAGCGUCGUAGGGAUUUACAUGGAAGAGGUCUAUCUGGGAGAUAAGUUUCGAAAAUUCAACUUCUCAUCCUUCCCAAAUUUAGAAGAUCUUGAUCUUUAUAAUACUGGACUCCAAGGAAGCAUCCCGCCAGAGAUUGGUACUCUUUCUAAACUCAGAAUGCUUUCUCUAUCCAUAAAUAAUCUCACAGGUAAUUUGCCUCUUUCACUUACAAACCUCACUCGAUUAGAGGGGUUUUUCAUUUACAAUAAUCUAUUCAGUGGCUCCAUCCCCGACCUAUUGGGAAAUUUAAAAAAUCUUCAAAUGCUACAACUGGGUACAAAUGCUUUCAGUGGGUCCAUCCCACACCAAUUGGGAAAUUUAAAGAAUCUUACAUAUUUAGGUAUAAGUAGAAAUAAACUCACUGGUGAGUUACCUCCUCCGCUUGCCAACCUCACUCAGUUAGAGACAUUUGAAAUUUCUUCUAACCUAAUUAGUGGUUCCAUCCCUAAAGAAUUGGGAAAUUUAAAGAGUCUUUCUACUUUAGAUUUGAGUAAUAACACGCUCACCGGGCCAAUCCCUUCAACUCUAAGCCUUCUAACCGGUCUUUCUCAUUUGGAUCUGUCUUCUAAUGAAUUCAGCGGUCCACUCCCUUCAUUUUUAUGGCAUCUAACCAAUUUAGCCUAUUUGUCUCUUAAUUCGAACCAAAUCAAUGGUUCCAUUCCCGCAGAAAUCGGCAACAUGAAGAAUUUGGGAGAGUUGUACCUCAAUUAUAAUGACAUUGCUGGUCAAAUCCCUUUCACAAUAGGUAAUUUAACUAACUUGAGAACUUUGUCCCUUGCUUGGAACCAAAUUAGUGGCUUCAUCCCUGCAGAAAUAGCUAAUUGCAUUUCGUUGCAAAACUUAACUCUAAGCCACAACUACUUAACAGGAACCAUUUCCUUUGACAUGAGUAACCUUUAUUUGUUACAAUAUUUAGAUCUUAGCUAUAAUAACCUUAGUGGUUCCAUUCCCCGAACUAUUAAUCAUUUAGCUAUUUUGGAAACUCUGUCCCUCAGUCGGAAUCAAAUCAGUGGCUCCAUCCCCGUGGAAAUAACAGAUUGCAGGAGCUUGAAACACUUGUCAUUAAGCCACAACUAUUUAACUGGAAACAUUACCUCUCUCAUUGGUUAUCUUCAUUUCUUAAAUGCUAUUGACCUAAGUCAUAACAAUAUCAGCGGAGAUAUUCCAUUUGAACUUGGGGAUUCACCAUCUUUAGAGCUCUUGGAUAUUAGCUACAAUAAUCUUACCGGUAACAUUCCCAAUAUUUCUAUUUCAAUAAAAGAAAUAAACUUUUCAUACAAUUCACUACAUGGUCAGAUCCCAAAUGGCUACUUAAAUUGUACACCUUACACAUUUAUCGGCAACAAAGAUUUAUGUGGUGACAUCCAAGGUUUCCCUCCUUGCUUUCCAACUUCUUCAAACAGUUUCUCAAAAAAAAACACUUCCCCAAACAAUAGCAAAUCAAUUGUCCAUGAAAUAAAAAUUGUUGUUCCCCUCAGCUUUUUCCUUGUGUUUUUGCUUCUUGGGUGUAUUUUCCUCUCUCGACGUGGGGAUAAGAAAACUAAAUUGGAGUCAAGUGAACCAAAGAAUGGAGACUUAUUUUCAAUAUGGAAUUAUGAUGGAAAAAUUGCAUAUGAAGACAUCAUCGAAGCAACAAAGGACUUUGACAUUAGCUACUGCAUUGGGACAGGCGGUUAUGGUAGUGUUUACAAAGUACAACUACCUAGUGGUAAAUUAGUUGCCAUAAAGAAACUUCAUCGCUUGGAGGCUGAGAACCCAACAUUUGACAAGAGUUUCAAAAAUGAGGUCAAAAUGUUGACAGAAAUCCGACAUCGAAAUAUUGUUAAACUUCUUGGCUAUUGUUUGCAUAAUCGAUGCAUGUUUUUAAUAUAUGAGUAUAUGGAAAGGGGAAGCUUGUUUUCUGUCCUAAGCAACGAUGUUGAGGCUGUGGAAUUCGAUUGGAUGAAGAGGAUGAACGUCAUCAAAAGUACAGCACAUGCCUUAUGUUACAUGCAUCAUGAAUCUGUUCCGGCAAUUGUUCAUCGAGAUAUAACCAGCAACAAUAUACUAUUGAACUCUGAAUUGGAGGGUUUUGUCUCUGAUUUUGGCAUGGCUAAAUUUCUUGAUCCUGAUUCCUCCAAUCAAACUUUAGUUGCUGGGACUUAUGGUUAUCUUGCUCCAGAAUUGGCCUAUACUAUGGUGGUGACUGAAAAAUGUGACGUUUAUAGCUUUGGAGUGGUGGCAUUAGAAAUAUUAAUGGGAAGACAUCCAGGCGAGCUCAUGACAUUGUUAUCAUAAUCUCAAAGUGUGAUGUUAAAUGAAAUAUUAGACCAACGUCUCCCACC